GCUGUCCACAUCGGGAUCUUGUCACGGGAAGGCGCGAGCGGCGAGCAUGACCCGCGACGACGAUGGCACUCCCUGACCUCCCCCCCCGCGAGGCCAUGGAGGGCGACGGUGCCACGAGUGCCCUGGAGGCCUCGAGUUCCAUGUCCGAGGAGGAGCGACUGGCCGAGAGCGAGCACAUGAUCGACCUGACGGUGGCGGUGCUCAUCCUUACCAUCUUCUCCUUCUUCUUCGUCAUCAUCCUCGCCAUCCUAUGCAUGAACUGGCUGGAGAGGAAGAG
Penaeus vannamei (Pacific white shrimp) is the source of this 277-nucleotide messenger RNA. The record is from RefSeq and is a predicted model, not a curated record. Lineage: Eukaryota; Metazoa; Arthropoda; Malacostraca; Decapoda; Penaeidae.